Messenger RNA from Danio rerio (zebrafish), 1555 nucleotides. It is a transcript of the gene selplg, whose product is annotated as selectin P ligand. The record is from RefSeq and is marked provisional. Lineage: Eukaryota; Metazoa; Chordata; Actinopteri; Cypriniformes; Danionidae.
GCGUCACAGUGACAGAACCUCAGCCUUAGCCUGACGCUUCAUGAGGGUUUGACUUCCUGUAUUUGCUUUUAUUUUUUUUUGCAUCGAGUAGGUUUUGUGACAUUGCGUUGUACAUGUGAGAGACAUUUCAAACGAACUCCUAAACGACACCCAGCCAGCGACAGAAGUGGACGAUGGCGGCGAUGGUGGCUUACAAACUUGGUUGUUUAUCAGUUCUUGUUUUGCUGCUGACUUUAAGCAGUACGGUCACCUCAAGAUCUCUUAGGAUGGAAAGAGAAAUCAAUCCCAACAUAACCUCGAAAAACAACACAGAAAUGCAGAGCCCAUCAACCGUAGCCGAAGCUGAGAAAAACAUGACCAUCACAAUCAAAACUCCAGUGCAGACCGUUAAUGUAACGCCCAAAUCAAACGUCUCAACGGUUACAGAUUACCACCACACCCAGCAAAAUACCUCUGCAGGAACCGGGAACCUGACUGUCCACCCACCGGCAGAGAAGGAGAUUAGUUUGCACACCCAACCUCCCACAACAAAUAACAGCACUGGGCACAUUGCGCAAGCAGGAAGCUCUGCACCCACAUUUUCUCCGACAUCGGUGCCUAUUAAGGUAACAGAAAAGCCUACAACCACUGAUAAGUCUUCAUCCCAUGUCUCUACGACCACUAGAAAGUCAAGCACUGUGACAACCCACUCAUGUCCCACUGCUAUUUCUAAACAAAACGGCCUUGUAAGCCGCUGUCUCAUCGCCAUUGCCUCAAUGGCCGCUCUAACCACCAUCUUCAUCAUCAGCACCAUCUGCUUGGCUACAAAGCUCUCGGCGUACAGAUACAGGCACAAGGCGCAUCUUCUCCAGGAGACCGAGAUGGUGUGUAUUUCUGCUCUAAUGAAUGACACCGAUCACCCAGUUCCAAAACCAAGACGACAUCCUAAAAGUAAUGGAGCCUUGAUCCCAAAUGCUGAGGAUGGAGAUCCUGAUGGAGAUGACCUGACUUUGAACAGCUUUCUUCCUGAUACCGAAGGCCCUCUUUAGAGGAGCUUUAUUUUCCUUAAAGGACCAAGAAUUUACUGAUGGGUGACAGAAAUGUUUACUGUCUAACACUGUGGUUUUGUUGAGUUGGUGAUGGUGCACACUUAACAAAGAUGAAUGAUGAAAGGCCUGGCUUUGAACUGCCAUUUUAAAGUUGGGUGAUCAGUGUUAAGCUUGGCAGAGACAUGAGAUGACCUGUUUUGAUAUGUUAAAAUAUUCAGUGUAACAUGUAUUUAUCCAAGCACGGUCUUAUUAUAAUGUAUGUUGUGAGAGAGAUUAUAAGUUUUGUUAUUUUAAAUGAUUAGGAACUUGUCAUAUGGGUAAAACCUUUUAGUUUGAAGCAUAAUGAGCAUUUAAAUCAAAGUAUAAUGAUUUAAAAUGGCAAUUGGUAUUUUUGGGCUUCGCUAUAAUCCUUAAACCGGCUUUUAAUCACAUGCUUAACCUAUUUUCAUCCUUGAUCUUUUUUUAUUUUUGUCUAUUUAAAGGGAUAGUUCACCCCAAAAUAAACACUUUCUUACUAUUAACAUGCA